This is a messenger RNA of Ilex paraguariensis (yerba mate), 1206 nucleotides long. The record is from the annotation of a GenBank genome assembly. Lineage: Eukaryota; Viridiplantae; Streptophyta; Magnoliopsida; Aquifoliales; Aquifoliaceae.
GAAAUUAAAACCAGAGGAGUUGAUUGCAACAUGACCAAAACUUGGAGGGGGCAUUUUGUAACUAACCCUUGAUCUUUUGGUAGGCGCAGAAUAAGGAUGCGACAUGAUACAAACUCGUAGACACAUGAAAUUCUAAAAAAAGUAGGAUAUGACCACAAUUAGGACACACUUCAAAUAUCUAUAUCUUAUAUCAAAUUGUUUAUAACUCUCUUUAAGCAUUACUGUAUGACAAGGAAAAUAUAUAAUCAUUAAUAAUAUAAUAUGAAUUUUUAGACUGCCAUAGUGGUGAGUAAUCAUCAUUUUCCAUAGAUAGUGUAGUAAGCUUUCUGAAAUACAAUAAUUCAUUUCAUCCUCCUGUAUAAUUUUCUUUCUUUUUUAUGUUAAGUUUCAGUAAAAAUUAAAUAAGUUUCAUUAAAAAUAAUCAUUUUCAAUUUCUGCUGAUUGAGCUUGCAAUGCCAUCUCUGGACCAGAGGGUGUUGAACGGAGAAUGACAGAACUGGGAGGGUAAAAAGCCAUUCUUGGAUUCUGAAGGUACUUAAUUUUAUCAGAAACCAUAUAAGGAAACCACUAAUAAGCUUAUAUUGGAAUUUACUGCAGGUACAAAAUAUCCAUGACAUCAUUUAUUUGAUGCUGAAAUAUUUUUCAUUUUUUUGGUAUCCUAAUGAUUGGGUGAUGAAUUUAGUCUGACUUAGUCGAACAUGAUCGAGAAUUAUGCAUAGAAUUCUACUUUAAAACAAUAAGGCUUCUUUUUGGUCUUAAAUUAAUUGGACAAUCACACAUCUCUAUUCUACAAAUGAAACGGAAAUGACUGUUUUCUUGGCUUUCAAAAAUGCAGUUCCCAUGGUCACUGAUGAGACUUGGCAAUCUCUAGUGCUCCAGGCAGAUGGUCCUGUACUAGUAGAGUUCUGGGCUCCUUGGUGUGGGCCAUGUUGUAUGCUUCAUCCAGUAAUAGGUGAACUGUCAAAGCAAUAUGCUGGAAAGCUCAAGUGCUUUAAAAUGAAUACUGAUGAUAGUUUUUCAAUUGCAACCCAAUAUGGAAUAAGAAAGGUAAGUGGAUGCCUUCACAAGACUUCUGUGUCCUACACUUCUGACAGAUUUUUGAGUGGGAAGACCAAAUUCCAAGCCAAGAAAGUCUGUGAUGAUUGUAGGUUUGGAAUUAUAAUUGUCGAUGUUUAUAUCCAUGUCUGCAUCACUACCAUACAUUAG